AUGGUCACAUAUGUCAGUAAAAAUACCAAGUAUGAAGAUUUCUAUCUCAAUUAUCUUAUGAGAAAUCAACCGUGUAUAUUUGAUUCCUGGCUAACUCAUGAUUGGUUAGCAUGUUCAACAUGGUGUUCUCCUAUUGGAUUUAUUAAUACAGAGAAAUUAUUCGAAAACAUUUCAGAUUCGAAGUUAUGUGUAUCUAACUGUUCCGUCUUUGAAUUCGAUACACACCCAGUUUUUGAAAUCACUGUUGACGAAUUCUUAUCCUAUUGGAAUAAUCGAAUAGAAGGGAAAGAUGAUCGUAUCCUUUAUCUGAAAGAUUGGCAUUACUUUAAAUAUAAUUCAGAAAAUAACUGGUUCAAUUUGCCAGAAUACUUUUCAUCUGAUUGGCUGAAUGAGUUUUGGGAGUUUAGAAAUGAUCUCUCUGAUGACUUUAAGUUUGUAUAUUUGGGAAGUGAGGGGACAUGGACACCUUUUCAUGCUGAUGUAUAUCGUUCAUUCAGUUGGUCAGCAAAUAUACUUGGCCAUAAGCGCUGGUGGAUUUUUCCUCCUGGAGAAGAGAAGAAACUUUCAUUGCCCAAUGGGAAAAUUCCAUGUGAUAUACGCCCCAUCAUAACAAACAGAGAGGAUGUAGAAUAUUAUGUAGUUGAUCAAUAUUCUGGGCAAGUAAUUUUCAUACCUUCUGGAUGGUAUCAUCAAGUUGUAAAUAUAACGGACAGUAUUUCAAUCAAUCAUAAUUGGUUUAACGCUACAAAUGUAAGCUAUGUUUGGGAUCAUUUAAAAGAUCAAUUGAAGGCUAUUGAAGAAUCAACUAUGGAUGUCUGUUCAACUCCUGGAUGGCAUGAAGAAUGCCAAACUUGCUUACGUGCACUCUCUGGAAUGAAUUUUAAAGAAUUCUUCUCACUGUUAAAGUAUAUUUUAAUCACUCGAUUACCGAGACACAUUGAUGAUAUGAAUACUGUAAUAAAUGAAUUUUUGAAAAAAUGCAAAUCUACACAAUACACAUCGUUAGAUGUACUUGAUGAUCUAAUGAAUUGUGAAUUAAUCAAUCUAAUCAAAACAAAUUUAGAUAUAUUUCAUACUGCUGUAAAAAAUCCCAACUUAUGGAAAGAGUAUUAUACAAGUGAUACUGAUGCAUCAAAUUGGAUACGUGUACAUGACUUUUGUAUGGUGAUACAAAUUAUGAAACAAUUUAUUCAACAUCCUGUUGUGAAAAUUCUAAAGCUUUGUAAUGAUAUAUUAAAAUCAUUUUUAGAAAGUUUUUAAAUGUAUUAUUUUGUAAAUUUUUGGUUGAGUAUUUAUAAUUUUUUGUAUUUGAUCUGUAAUAUUUUGGUUAAAACAACAUUUGAUACGUUUUAACAGUUUUUGUCUAUCCUUAAAUAGAAACUGUAUGAAUUUCGAUGUAUAGUCCUUAUCAAACAUCCUUUUAAAUUAUUCUUCUAGGUUAU
Messenger RNA from Heterobilharzia americana, 1442 nucleotides. Lineage: Eukaryota; Metazoa; Platyhelminthes; Trematoda; Strigeidida; Schistosomatidae. The record is from the annotation of a GenBank genome assembly.